CUCUGACCUCCUCCCAGGAUUCUGUUUCUGGAAAUAGUUACUUCACAAUUGAGGCAGGAACUCUUGUCAAUAUAUAAGGUAGAACCCAAGUGGGCAGAGCAGACGGCAGAAAGUUACUUGUUUUGCCUCCCUCUGACUGCCCUUGGCCACUUCAGCAGCAUGAAAGCAACAGCCUUUGCCCUGCUCUUGGCUUUGGCUUUGACAUCCAUCUUCAACGUAGAAUGUGCCACACACCCUCAACAGGUUGAUUGCAGUAAAUAUGAGAAAUUCCCACGGAGAGAAGAGGGAUUUUGUUAUGAAAUAUAUGCACCAAUUUGUGGAUCUGACGGCAAAACUUAUGCCAAUGAUUGCUUCUUUUGUUCUGAAGUUCGGAAAACUAACAACAAACUGAAAUUUGUACAUUUUGGAAAGUGUUGAAUCUAUCUUCUGAUUCCAAGGCACAUGAAACAUAUUUCUUCUCCCAUAUAACCUAUGCCGUACUGCCUAAUCUUGUCACCAGUGUGUCUUGAUUUCUUUGUGAAAUAAAGUAGACAUAUGGGAAAUAAA
Messenger RNA from Leopardus geoffroyi (Geoffroy's cat), 546 nucleotides. RefSeq names its product serine protease inhibitor Kazal-type 9-like. The transcript is spliced from 4 exons. Gene Ontology annotation, molecular function: protein binding. The record is from RefSeq and is a predicted model, not a curated record. NCBI's taxonomy places the organism in Eukaryota, Metazoa, Chordata, Mammalia, Carnivora, Felidae. The coding region runs from base 160 to 417 and encodes 85 amino acids.